Messenger RNA from Coregonus sp. 'balchen', 931 nucleotides. Lineage: Eukaryota; Metazoa; Chordata; Actinopteri; Salmoniformes; Salmonidae. The record is from the annotation of a GenBank genome assembly.
AUGAGGUCUCUACUGAAGCUGGUUGUUCUGCUGCUCUGUGUCCAGAGAGGAGAGGGACACUGGCUGCGCUCACUACUCGGUAAGGACGGAUGGGGGUCACGACUCACGACCUUUGACAUUAGAGAUAAGACACUGGGACAGGAUAGAAUUUCUUCCUAUUUUAAUCAGUUUUGUACUGGGUUAUAUGUAUCUAGAUAUUGUUGUGUACUUUAAAGAUGCGGUUUGCUUUGAGAUUGGUUUACAUCAGGAUGAUGUCUGACACUGGAGUGACAAGGCAUACACAGUCACUGGAGAAUUUUGAGAGCAUUUUAAGUGAUUUCUGUUCUGAAGUUUUUCUGUAGAUAUCAGUCUACUUGCAGUCUAUAGUGUAAUGAUAUCUGGUCCAAGUUGGUGUGUUGAGUGUUUUAAUAACCCUCUAUCUUUCUUUCUCUCUCUUUCUCUCCAUCUUUCAGAGCAGCGAGGGCAAGCAUCAUCCCCCCCAUCAGAGGAGAGGAGAGGUGGAGGAGAAUCCAACAAAGAGAACGACAACAAUAAGAACACAGAAGGUUCCGGAUUCGGAAUAGAAGACCAAAGGGGUUCCGUCCCAUCCCCAGCCCCAAUCAUCCCAAUCCGGUCCCGCCGCUCUUCAACCCAAUGUGGUCUCCGCUCCAUCCUCCUCCAGGUACGAGACCUGGGUCUGGGCUACGACGCGGACGAGACCGUCCUCUUCAAGUACUGCAGCGGAGCCUGUCCCCGUGUCCGCUCCAACCAUGAUCUGACCCUGACCAACCUGCUCCUGAGGGGGGCCCUGCCUGAGCAGAAUGAGGAGCUGUGGCAGAAUGGACCAUGCUGCAGGCCCACCCACCACCAAGAUCUGGCCUUUUUGGAUAACGCCCAUCGCUGGCACAAGGUGGAGAAGCUGUCGGCUGCAGGGUGUACCUGUGUGGGUUAA